Molecule: messenger RNA, 3845 nt
Organism: Lagopus muta (rock ptarmigan)
Lineage: Eukaryota; Metazoa; Chordata; Aves; Galliformes; Phasianidae
Gene: FERRY3
Product: chromosome 1 C12orf4 homolog
Exons: 14
Coding region: 131-1783 (550 amino acids)
Biological process (GO): regulation of mast cell degranulation
Cellular component (GO): cytoplasm
Source: RefSeq, a predicted model, not a curated record
UUCUACGGCGUCGAAUCUGCGUUUCCGGAUGAGAAGCUAUUGAAGGGAAGGGAGGAGGUCCUGGCGUCGGCGCUUCCCGAACAGAAAAAUCGAAUACGUCGUCCGGAAUCCAGGAAAUGAACUCAAGAAAAUGAAGCCUAAUAGAGGAAAGGCCUGUGCUGGAGAGAGAGACUAUGUAUACACACUCAAUGCUGGAAAUCAACAUUUUGUGCUUACAGUGCCUCUCAAAUUUCCCGUGCAAGAGAAUAUUAGUCAUUUGCAUGGGCGUCUAAUGCUUCUGCACAAUCUGCCAUGCUUUGUAGAAAAUGACCUGAAGCAAUCUCUUAAUAAGUUUAUAGAAGAUGAAACUAUAAAGGGUUAUGAUAGAGAAGCUGAAAUGGCUCUGGAAGCUGUGAAGUCAGGAGAAGUAGACAUAAACCAGCUGGCAGAUACUUGGGCUAAAGCUUAUAAAGAGACAACGUUAGAGUAUGCAAAACCUGAAGAAAACAGCUGGGAUGAAGAUUUUGCAGAUGUUUAUCAUGAUCUGAUACAUUCUCCAGCUUCUGAGACACUGUUAAACCUGGAACACAAUUAUUUUGUUAGCAUCUCAGAAUUAAUAAGUGAAAGAGAUGUGGAAUUGAAAAAACUACAGGAAAGACAAGGAGCAGAAAUGGAUAAGGUGAUGCAGGAACUAGGGAAAUCUCUAACAGACCAAGAUGUAAAUUCAUUAGCAGCUCGGCAUUUUGAAUCUCAGCAGGAUUUAGAGAACAAAUGGACCAAUGAAUUAAAACAAUCUACUGCUAUCCAGAAGCAGGAGUAUCAGGAAUGGGUGAUAAAACUUCAUCAGGAUCUGAAGAAUCCCAACAACAGCUCAAUCAGCGAUGAAAUUAAGGUGCAGCCCAGUCAAUUGAGAGAAUCUGUAGAAGGAAAUGGGAGAAUUUACGAAGAGCAAAGACUUUUAGAAGAAAGUUUUACUAUUCACUUGGGAGCUCAGUUGAAGACCAUGCAUAAUUUGAGAUUACUGAGGGCUGAUAUGCUGGAUUUCUGUAAACACAAACGUAAUCAUCGAAAUGGAGUAAAGCUUCACAGACUUCAAACUGCAAUGUCUCUCUAUUCAACAUCUCUCUGUGGCCUCGUUUUAUUGGUAGAUAACCGUAUCAGUUCGUACAGCGGCAUCAAAAGAGAUUUUGCAACUGUUUGCCAAGAAUGCACAGAUUUUCAUUUUCCUGGAAUUCAAGAACAACUUGAAAUUGUCCAGAAGGUUGUACUUAAGGCCAGAGCACAGCGUAGCAAUAAGUCAAAAAAGCAUCACGGAAGCAAAGAUAGUGGAAUUGAAGAUAAAUCCAAGAAUAUUGAACGUAACCAGUCGAAUAUUUUACAAGGAGAAUUCUACAUCACUCGCCAUUCAAAUCUUUCUGAAAUUCAUGUUGCAUUUCAUCUUUGUGUGGAUGAUAAUGUAAGAUCUGGAAACAUAACUGCUCGGGAUCCUGCGAUCAUGGGACUUAGAAACAUUCUCAAAGUUUGCUGCACACAUGACAUUACUACCAUUAGUAUUCCUCUCUUGUUGGUACAUGAUAUGUCAGAAGAAAUGACCAUUCCAUGGUGCUUAAAGAGGGCAGAACUUGUGUUCAAAUGUGUCAAAGGUUUCAUGAUGGAAAUGGCCUCAUGGGAUGGAGGAAUUUCUCGGACUGUACAAUUCUUGGUACCACAGACAAUUUCUGAGGAAUUGUUUUACCAGCUGAGUAACAUGCUACCCCAAAUCUUCCGAGUAUCCUCUACAUUAACUCUAACCUCUAAGCACUGAAUUUUGUGCGAAAGUAGGUUGUAUCCUAUUGACAGAAGAAAAGGUUCUGGAGAAUCGGUACUGGAAUUUCACUUCUCUGAAGCCUGAUGAUCCUGAAUUGAAGUUUGUUGCAAUUUCAAGAAUAAUGUUAUUAGAAUAAAAGAUAAAAUGCUACCUGUAUUUGGAUGUUAGCAUUUCAUUUUUACCUCUUUCAUUCUUUUUCAGCAUGCAUUAAUAUUGAAUUCUUCAUCUUUUUCUGAAAGAAAUUAAAUGCAGCUAGUCUUAGGGAAUCUGCAGAAAUGAUUUUCAUACAGAUAGUAGGAAUAAGGGCUUAUGGAAGAAGUAGGAUCCUCUGGGCAGAACAGGUGAUGAUUUUAAAAACAGAUUCUAAAUGUUCUCAGUGAUAGUUAAAGGAGGAAAAAAUGAUGUCACGUAUCUCCUUUGAAUAAUUUUGAUAUCAUUUGUCAGAGUUGUCUUUUAAAGGUGACCACAAAAUAAAGUGUUUUACUGCUUCAUUUCAGCAUUUAACCAUUAUAAAAUAAAAAACAUGAGAGAACUCUUUAUCCUGUUGCAUUUUCAUAGAAUCACAGAAACACCAAGGUUGGAAAAGACCUACAAGAUCAUCCAGUCCAACCAAUAGUUCUCACUAAACCUUAUCCCUCAACACGAAAUGUAAACGUUCCUUGAACACCUGCAGGGGCAGUGACUGCACCACCUCCCUGGGCAGCUCAUUCCAGUGCCUGACCACUCUUCCAGAGAAGUACUAUUUCCUAACAUCCAGCCUAAAUCUCCCCUGGCACAGCUUGAAGCCCUAAUUGAUUGUAGAGGAAAUGGACCUGGGGGUAUCGAUCGAUGUUUGGCUGAAUAUGAGCCAGCAGUGUGCCUGGGUGGCCAACAAGACCAAUGGCAUCCUGGCUUGCAUUAUGUGUUGCCAGCAGGAACAGGGCAGUGAUUGUCCCCCUGUACUCAGCUCUGGUGAGGCCACACCUGGAGUUCUGUGUCCAGUUUUGGGCCCCUCACUGCAAGAAAGACAUUUUGUAAAUCACUGGAAUUAUUAAAAAGUAAUCAAUAUAUCUAUAAUUUUGCUUUUUUGAAAUUAUCACUCCUUCUUUAUUUUAUGGUAUUUUCUUUAUGACAGGAUUCAAUUUUUACUGAAAAAUAAGCAAUCUCAUAACCUCCUACUUCCCUGCAGAAAAAAGCUGCUUUUAACCCAUGUUGGGACACUCAAGCUUUUUGACUUAUUUUUGAACACUAGUGACUGGAAGCAAUUCUUAAAUUCUAGUGUAGUAGAGACUAGGCACGGGGAAAAUCCUGUCUGAAGCUGGUAUUUACAGGGUUCCUAGAGGAGUUAGCAUCACAAGAAAGCAGCUGAGGUAGCGAAGGUCUCAGGUAGGUUUCUGAAGUCCACAGUUCUGUUCUAUAGAAAUCACUGGGAAUCCUGGUAGAGCUCACUUUGAAUAUGCAGUCUUUCUAUGGAUUGUUAGAUUCUGCAUUUGAAAACUGUAAAUACAUUUGAAAUUAUUUACUUUUGUCAGUGUGACUUAUUAUCUUACUUAGUUUAGUAGAUGUGAAGAAGGUAAAAUUUUGCUCUGAAGAAGUUGCAAUUUAGAAUCCUUACAGAACUGAAGUAAUAUAAAUCAGUUCAUGAUAUUUAUAAAUUCACUGUGUAAGUAACAAAUUCUUAGCUCAGUAUUUUAUUAGCUUAGCUUGGUAUUUUUAUUGAAUCCUUCAUGUGGUACAGAAGUCUCCUGUCUGAUACCUAUUGCUGAACUAUCAACUGCUUUCAUUUGCUGUGCCAGCAGCUUCGAAACAAAAGUCGUGCAAGUAAUGACCUAAUUUGCUUUUCUAGAAAAUAAGGAUGUAUGCUUAUUUAGAAGGAGCUUGAUUAAUCCUAUUUGAGCUCAUUUUACAUUGCUGAUUGGAAGCUGAAAUCAAACUCCAGUAUGAGAAAAGGAAGUGCUCUAACCAUGGUUCUGUUUCUGAAAGAUGUGCUAGCAGAGUACUCCUUUGUUUUAUCGAUGCUAAGACUUACUCUGUGUUAUAAAAGAGGUCUGGGUUAUGGAAUUGGGUGGUUUUUUUUUUU